Molecule: messenger RNA, 1113 nt
Organism: Melospiza melodia melodia
Lineage: Eukaryota; Metazoa; Chordata; Aves; Passeriformes; Passerellidae
Gene: NMNAT3
Product: nicotinamide nucleotide adenylyltransferase 3
Exons: 6
Coding region: 160-969 (269 amino acids)
Biological process (GO): NAD+ biosynthetic process
Cellular component (GO): mitochondrion
Molecular function (GO): nicotinate-nucleotide adenylyltransferase activity; nicotinamide-nucleotide adenylyltransferase activity
Source: RefSeq, a predicted model, not a curated record
GGGCGCCGCUUGUCCUGCGGAAUACAGGCACCAGGGACAGAACUUGCAGGAACUAUCUCAUGAAAAUCAUGAUGCUUUGUCCACCAUCAAAGCUUUUUUCUAUAGCUUGAGUGUGGCCUCCCCAUCUGGAGGAAGGAGCUGUAAUGUUUUGCUGUCAGGAUGAGGAGCAGGAUCCCUGUCAUCCUCCUGGCCUGUGGCUCCUUUAACCCCACCACCAACAUGCACAUGCGUUUGUUUGAGCUGGCCAGAGACCACCUGCACCAGACAGGAAGAUACCAGGUGAUUGAAGGCAUAAUGUCUCCUGUUGGUGAUAGCUAUGGGAAGCAAGGCUUGGUGUCAGCAAGGCACCGGGUGGCGAUGGCCAGACUGGCCCUGGAGACGUCUGACUGGAUCCGUGUGGAUCCCUGGGAGAGCCAGCAGGACACCUGGACAGAGACAGUGAAAGUAUUAAGGCACCAUUAUAAUGAAGCACUCAGAACGUUCCAGUCCAAGGAGUUCACAAGAAACAAACUUCCCACGGAAAGUUCUACAGUGGACUCCCUUUCUUGCCAGCAACCAGUUCUACCAGAAUUGAAGCUGCUCUGUGGGGCUGAUUUUCUACAGACAUUUAAGACACCCAAUCUCUGGAAGGAAGAAGACAUCAAAGAAAUAGUGGGGAAGUUUGGUUUGGUCUGCAUCAGCCGGGCUGGCUCUGAUCCAUCCCAGCUCAUCCAGGAAUCAGAGCUUCUAUCUAAAUUUCAGCACAAUAUUUUCCUAGUGAGGGAGUGGAUCCAGAAUGAAAUCAGUUCAACACAGAUCCGCUCUGCCCUGUGCAGAGGGCUGAGUGUGAAAUAUCUGAUCCCAGACUCUGUCAUUGCCUACAUUGCACAGCACAACGUUUACACAGCCGAGAGCGAGCGCACCAACCAGGGGCAGCUGCUGCAGCCCCUCAGGCUGCAAAACACAGCACUAAACCCUCUGAGGGACUGAUUCCUGCACUGUCAUGGAAAUCUCGUGAGAAAGUUGUUUCUUAUUAAUAAUGAAGGGAAAGUCCAAGAUUUCUUGAAAUUGAACAGCUUCUUUGUGAAAAUAAAAACAAGAUCUUCACAAUAAAUAUUCUUAAUAUUUCAAUAA